AUCAGUUUUAGUUGGUAGUAUAAUAGUUUGUCAUGUGUUAGAACCAAAAGAUGGAAUUGAUUUAUGUCCUUAGAAUCAGUUACAUCUUUAUCCAGAUCUAAAGGCUGUUAAUCUGUCAUUAUACCUUCUUUAGGAAAGUUUUUUUUUUUUUUUUUUUUUUAAUAGAAACUUGGGUGCAUUAUGGGCUUCUAGAGAGCAGAUACAUUUUGUUUCUUGAAUGAAUGGUUCACUAAACUGGUAGGUGCCGGGCAGGGCAUGUAUUUCAUUUUGAUUGUAAACUUUGGCUCACAGUAAUUUCUGUAUUUACUUAAUCAAAUUGAGGCUUUAAAUGUGUAACAGGAUACUUGCCACAUAGGAGGAGGGCUCAAAUACAUGUUGAAUUAAUGAUUCAGUAAGUUUAGGUCAGGGUUUAUAUAGAAUUUAAUGAUUUUGUUGAUUGUAUCAUUUAAGGGUAACAUUUUUUUGGGGGGGUGGUGGGUAUUGGGAAUUGAACUCAGGGGCACUCGACCACUGAGCCACAUCCCCAGCCCUAUUUUGUAUUUUAUUUAGAGACAGGGUCUUACUGACUUGUUUAGCGCCUCACUUUUGCUGAUGCUCUCUUUGAACUCUGGAUCCUCCUGCCUCAGCCUCCUGAGCCUCUGGGAUUACAGGCCUGGGCCAUCACACUAGCAAGGGAGCUAUGAAUCAAGCAGAUAAAAAUCAAGAAAUCCCAUCAUACCUUAGUGAUGAACCACCAGAAGGUUCAAUGAAAGAUCAUCCACAGCAGCAACCAGGCAUGUUGUCCCGUGUGACUGGGGGUAUCUUCAAUGUUACAAAGGGAGCUGUUGGUGCCACCAUCGGUGGUGUAGCUUGGAUUGGUGGAAAAAGUCUGGAGGUGACCAAAACAGCUGUUACAACUGUGCCUUCCAUGGGAAUAGGGCUGGUGAAAGGGGGUGUUUCUGCUGUGGCUGGAGGUGUUACAGCUGUUGGGUCUGCUGUUGUAAACAAAGUGCCCUUAACAGGAAAGAAGAAAGACAAAUCUGACUAAAAUAUGGAGAUAUACUUGCUCUCCACAGCAUUAUGAUGCCAGUGGCAUUGAAUUGCUAAAUUAUGGACUACAACCAAGUCACCUGUUUUGGACGUUUAUCUUCUAAACUGCUGUGUUGAAAGUAUUGACGACUGGCUUUCAUCUAAAAAGAAGAGACCAAUACUAGCACAGUGUAUGAAGGUUUCUCAUACUCAAAUUCCAGGUUUUUAUCUGGUAAAAUGUUACUCUUAUUCAGUUGUAACUGAAAAUAUGGUAUGUUUGAAUAUUUACUAUAAGUCUUUCAGUUUGACUAAAAAUGUGAAAGUUGAAUUUAGUAGAUGAUCUUUACAGUUCCAUAUGUACAACGUGCCAGGUAACUCAUGCCCCUUACAAAGGGAACCUUGAACUACAUAAACUGUACCUUUGAUGUGCCUAAUAGUUUCAGAUGUCUUAGUUUUUUAAAACCAUAGUUGUUUAGGCCAAGAGGCAUUUUGUUUCUUAUUUAAGCUGGCAAAAGUAGCAGGAAUUUGAGAAGUUUAAAAGAAAAGAUAAAUGGUUUUAUGAUAAUAUUAAUCAUCUUUUGUUAGAUAUGCAUUGUAUUCAUUUAAUCAUUGAUGCCUUACAAAAGAAAACAUCUUUUCUAAUACCUUAAAUAUGUGCAGUUCUUAUAAUUAUCUAUGGAUUUUUUUUCAAGGUUGUAAAAUUAGUUUUCCCUCUUAAGAAUCUCAGGAGUGGUGGGAUAAAGGCAUUUCUUGCUGUCAGUGGAUAAGACAGUGCUUGUUAGCUGUUCUGUUAAGUCGUUAAGGUCAAAUUGUAUAUUUCAACUUGGGUUCUUACUUCAUUGUUAAUUCACCUAACAGUGCCUAAGGAGUAUUUCUUAGCCGUUCAGAAGCUAUGUUGGAAGAGUUUCAGAUUAAGGAGGAACAAAUAUUAAGUAUUUAAAAAUUACCUAAAAGCAUCCAAGAUAUAAAAAGAAUCUUUUUAGGAUGUCUUAAAGUAUCAGUAGUUCUCCCUUUUAAAAAUACAAUAAAAGCAAUCACAAAUAUGUAAGGACUGACUUUUAAAUUGAAUGAAAUGGGCUCCAUACAUCAGUUUUGAAUAUAAAAUAUAAGUGCUUUCUAUGAUUUACAUAGGCUUUUAAAAAUAUCUUACAGUCCUUCAACACAACUGUAGACUUCACACCAUUUUUCAAAUCAAUUUCAGGUAGGGAAUUGAAGUUUUUGAUUAUGGAUGGCAAAUGUGUCAUAUCUUACUAACAUUUGUCAUCCUGUCUCAUUCAUUCUCAAAGUUACAUACCUAGAUUUUUGUUUCAUGUUUAGCUUCAUGAAAAUUUAACAAUUCACAUGUAUUUGGCAUUCCUUAUAACUGAGGAUUAUACCUUAAUCCUGAAAAAAAAAAAAAACAAUUUUCUUUACACUUCAAGUCUGGAAAUUUGUCCAUUCUUCCUCCACCUCCCAAAGGGAGGAAGAAAGGGCAAUGGGGUCAUGUUCUCCAGUAAGUCAUUCAACAUAGUAUCUCUGAGAACUUGAACAGAUUACUCUGAAACCUGAGGCUUAUAUAAACCACUACAAAUAUUACAUUAAUAAUAUGAUUAACAAUUCGAUAAGAAUAUCACCUUUAGCUUUCAUAAAUACCAGCAGGAAUUUUGAGCAAAUCUACACAGGGUCUUGAACCUUUCACUUAUACAAAACUGAAGUCAUCAGGAAUUAAAUGAAGUCAUGAGGAAUUAAAUGGUCAUUUAUUUCAUGCAAUAUGUUGGUAUAUUGGUCAAAUGUUUUAAUUAGCAAAGGGAAUUUGUUUUAAACUUCAAAGUAGAUAAAUGCUAAAUGAUCUAAGUAAUGGUAUUAGAGAACUUGUUUCCUGCUAUUACAUAAAUUACUGCUUCAUUGCUAGUAUUUUUAAUUUAUCUUAUAUAGUCAUAGGCUCUGCUGUUUUGUACUUGAAUUUCUUCUAAGGAAUAGACUUUAGUUUACUAUAUGCUUGCAUAUUUAUUUUUAGCUUUGCUUGUCUUAAAUUUGCUUGAGGAAAAUGGAUAUAAUUCAUUUCUGCUACAGAAAAGCUACUUGGUACAUUUUAUUUCAUCCAGAUUGUUUUAAAUUCUAACCACAACUUUGUUCAGAGGGGCUUUUGCAAUGGUAGCAGAGAACUGUACAAAUGUACAGUAUAGGUUCUUGUUGAAUGAACUUACCCUUUGAUGAUAUAUGUACAGCUGUAUCCUCAAGUCUUUUCCAGUUUAUUUACAUAGACUAGCAAUUUGACCUGUUAAACAGGACGUUGACUUCAAGAAACUGCAAUCGUUUUAUAUACACCUGGAGGUAUCUUACUCAGCUUAUUUUUUGAGUGGGUAUUUGGCACAAUGAAGAUAAACUUGUGUGACCCACUUGAAUGACUGAUCUAAUAAUGUUGACAUGAAUCCUGUACUUAGCAAAAUGUCAAGUGAAAAUAAUUGAUGAUUAAUUUUUUUGUAUUAAAGAAUGGGAAACAAACAUGAACUUGUUAAUAAAGCACUAUGAUCUGCAAAA
This is a messenger RNA of Marmota monax (woodchuck), 3528 nucleotides long. RefSeq names its product transmembrane protein 263 (gene Tmem263). NCBI's taxonomy places the organism in Eukaryota, Metazoa, Chordata, Mammalia, Rodentia, Sciuridae. The transcript has 3 exons. The coding region runs from base 680 to 1027 and encodes 115 amino acids. The record is from RefSeq and is a predicted model, not a curated record.